CGCAUUGUUUGGGGUCCUUACUGGAGGCUCGGCGCCAGUGUCUCGGGCGGUCGCAGCUGAAGUAAAUACGAGUGAAUUUUAGUGAAUUAAUCUAUUAAAUCAAGUCGUUAAGGAAACUUGGAUUCCCACUUGUCAAACCAUGAAUCUAGAACUGCUCGAAUCGUUCGGGCAAAACUAUCCAGAGGAGGCAGAUGGCACUCUGGACUGUAUCAGUAUGGCACUCACCUGCACCUUCAACCGCUGGGGCACCCUGCUGGCUGUGGGCUGCAACGACGGUCGCAUUGUCAUCUGGGACUUCCUCACGCGGGGCAUCGCCAAAAUCAUCAGCGCACACAUCCAUCCGGUCUGCUCAUUAUGCUGGAGUCGAGACGGCCACAAGUUGGUGAGUGCCUCCACAGACAACAUAGUCUCACAGUGGGAUGUCCUGACUGGAGACUGUGACCAGAGGUUCCGCUUCCCCUCACCCAUCCUUAAACUGCAGUGCCACCCCAGAGACAUGGACAAGGUGCUGGUGUGUCCCAUGAAGUCAGCCCCAGUCCUGCUAACUCUGUCAGACUCAAAACAUGUUGUCCUACCUGUUGACGACGACUCAGACCUGAAUGUGGUGGCGGCCUUUGACAGACGGGGGGAAUAUAUCUACACUGGGAAUGCUAAAGGAAAGAUUCUGGUGUUGAACACAAAUACUCAGGAGCUGGUUGCUUCCUUCAGAGUGACAACUGGCACCAGCAACACCACCGCCAUCAAGUCAAUUGAAUUUGCACGCAAGGGCAGUUGCUUCCUCAUAAACACAGCAGACCGGAUCAUCAGGGUGUAUGAUGGCAGGGAGAUACUGACCUGUGGCCGAGAUGGUGAACCUGAACCCAUGCAGAAACUACAGGACCUGGUCAACAGGACUCCGUGGAAACGCUGCUGUUUCUCAGGUGAUGGUGAGUACAUCGUGGCUGGUUCAGCCAGGCAGCAUGCGCUCUACAUCUGGGAGAAGAGCAUCGGCAACCUGGUGAAGAUCCUUCAUGGAACCAGAGGGGAGCUGCUGCUGGAUGUUGCUUGGCAUCCUGUCCGUCCAAUUAUCGCCUCCAUCUCCAGUGGAGUGGUGUCCAUCUGGGCUCAGAACCAAGUGGAAAACUGGAGCGCUUUUGCUCCAGACUUUAAAGAGCUGGAUGAGAAUGUGGAGUAUGAGGAGCGAGAGUCUGAGUUUGAUAUUGAGGACGAAGAUAAGAGUGAACCCGAGCAGACAGGUGCAGACGCUGCAGAGGAUGAAGAAGUGGAUGUCACCACUGUUGACCCCAUAGUUGCUUUUUGCAGCAGUGACGAGGAGCUGGAGGACUACAAGGCCCUGCUGUACCUGCCAAUCGCCCCCGAAGUCGAAGAUCCAGAGGAAAACCCCUUCGGCCCCCCGCCGGACGCCUCGGUCCAGACAGCCACUCCAGAUGACGCAUUAGCCAGCGGCGACAAGAAGCAGCGGCAGCCUUCGUCGGAAGGAGGCCCGGCCAAGAAGAAGGCUCGCACCACCACCAUUGAACUGCAGGGGGUGCCCAGUGACGAGGUGCACCCCCUACUGGGAGUGAAGGGGGAUGGCAAGUCCAAGAAGAAGACAGCAGGCCGGCCCAAAGGCUCCAAAGGUAAAGACAAAGACUUCCCCUUCAGGCCCAAGCCCUACAGGGGCGAACGGCCCUCCUUCCCCAUGGAGGCCCUGGGCAGCUCUGGCUCAGGAGGAGGAGGAGGAGGAGGAGGGAUGAAGGGCAGGGCAGAGGGGGUCCUGGCCACAGGGAGUCUUGUUUCGCAGUCGUACAAACAACACGACAUCGGAGGGAUGGACUGAUAAAUGCUGUGUACAAUGGUGACGGAGCCGCCAACAGGCGAAAACAAAAAGGACACAAAGCCUGAUGUCAUACGUACAGACUGUGAGCGAGCAGCCUCUUUGAUGUGCAGACUGUUUCCUCUCCCAACCAGAGCACAGCGACACAGGAAAACUCCUCAGCCUGGAUCACUGGACAGAUGGCGACAAAGAGAGCGUGAAGCAGUCAAAGUUGUCACGUAGAAAUCACGUCCUCUGUCUCUGUAGGAUUCAUCAUGUAUAGAACACCCGUGUCUUGAUAGUGUGUGUGUGUGUGUGUGUUUCGUCUUUCUUGUUGUUUUUAUACGUAUUAAAACAUUUUUUGAUUUAUAAAUAA
Messenger RNA from Epinephelus moara (kelp grouper), 2171 nucleotides. It is a transcript of the gene rbbp5, whose product is annotated as retinoblastoma binding protein 5. The record is from RefSeq and is a predicted model, not a curated record. Gene Ontology annotation, molecular function: protein binding. Gene Ontology annotation, cellular component: Set1C/COMPASS complex. Bases 140 to 1819 code for a protein of 559 amino acids. NCBI's taxonomy places the organism in Eukaryota, Metazoa, Chordata, Actinopteri, Perciformes, Serranidae. The transcript has 14 exons.